UGCGUGCGUACGUGCGUCGCUGCGUGCGUGCGUGCGUGCCGUGCGCUCGCCGGGCACCGCGGCCUCGCCCUCGCCCUCCGCCCCUGCGCCUGUACCGCGUAGGCCAACCCCCCCGCGCGCGCCCGCAACGACCCCCGCCCGCGCCCCGGCCGGCCCCCCCCUUCCAAAUUUAAAGGGGGCGCAGCAUUAACGCCUCCCGCCUCAGGUGACCUCCCAGGGGUCUCCCCGCCAGAGGUGCCCCGCUGCUGAAGAACAUGGCGAAGGUGGAGCAGGUCCUGAGCCUCGAGCCGCAGCACGAGCUCAAAUUCCGAGGUCCCUUCACUGACGUUGUCACCACCAACCUAAAGCUUGGCAACCCGACAGACCGGAACGUGUGUUUUAAAGUGAAGACCACGGCGCCACGUAGAUACUGCGUGAGGCCCAACAGCGGGAUCAUCGAUGCAGGGGCUGCGAUCAAUGUGUCUGUGAUGUUACAGCCUUUCGAUUAUGAUCCCAAUGAGAAAAGUAAACACAAGUUUAUGGUUCAGUCUAUGUUUGCUCCAACUGACACUUCUGAUAUGGAAGCAGUAUGGAAGGAGGCAAAACCGGAAGACCUUAUGGAUUCAAAACUUAGAUGUGUGUUUGAAUUGCCAGCAGAAAAUGAUAAACCACAUGAUGUAGAAAUAAAUAAAAUUAUAUCCACAACUGCAUCAAAGACAGAAACACCAACGGUGUCUAAAUCUCUGAGCUCUUCUUUGGAUGACACUGAAGUGAAGAAGGUGAUGGAAGAAUGUAAGAGGCUGCAGGGUGAGCUCCAGAGGCUACGGGAGGAGAACAAGCAGUUCAAGGAAGAAGAUGGACUUCGGAUGAGGAAGACGGCGCAGAGCAACAGCCCUGGCCCUGCGCUGGCCGUGGCCGGCAAGGAGGAGGGCCUGAGCAGCCGGCUCCUGGCGCUGGUGGUCCUGUUCUUCAUCGUCGGGGUGGUCAUAGGGAAGAUCGCCUUGUAGAGGCCGCGCAGACGGUGGCCGGUCGGCCGGGUGACGCCCGCCAUGUCGUGGGAUUUAAAUUUAUCAUAACCGUGUACACAAAGAAAUUAAUGUAUGAUGACAUCUCACAGGUCUUGCCUUUAAAUUACCCUCCCUGCGCGUGCGAGUGCGUGCGCACACACGAAUAUAACCUAAUAUAACGAUCUCUUAGAAAGUUACAAAUGAGUAGUAAAUGAUUGGGGGAGAAGAAUGAUCUCUAUUAAUGACAAGGGGAACCAUGAUUAAGUGAUAAUGGCAUGUUGUAAAUGUCAUUGUAAACAUUCGUAGUCUCGGUACAUGUUGCUGGAUCACCUCUCCUAACACACGACACUUCCUUGCCUGUUGGCGCUGCCCUUGGAGCGGGAGCCCAGCGUGCCGGGGAGUGCCGGCACCUCCACGUAGUAACCCCACGCGGCCCACUCACUCCCAGGCUGCUCUCCACGCUCUGCCCAGGCCAUCAGUUCCCAGGCACUGAUGGACGGAGUCCGGAGCAGGAAAGAACUGGGCUGUGGCAGCAUCUGAUGUGCUUGUCAAGAGUGGGAGGCGAUAUUGACUGACUGGCCCGACACUUUGGAAAUAAAAGUCAUGCUUUGUUCUCUUUAAGGGACCAAGCUAAAUUACUAUUGGCUCAUGUAGUGAGGCUGAACUGUUAUUCAGAGAUGUUUAAUGCAUAUUUAACUUAUUUAAUGUAUUUCAUCUCAUGUUUUCUUACUGUCACGAGAUUAUAAUUAAUGCUGUGGCCUAAAAAUCCCCUGUGCUACCUGAGGCCGGUGGGUGAGGCUGGCAUUGCUGCUGGGGGGCCGCGGGCUCCUCUGUCCGGAGGCUCUGGGCUCUGCAUACAGAUGGAGGUGUGGUUUAUUGGAAUGUUGGAGAACAGCUGCCAGGAAGCAUUUUCUGUGUAAAUAAAUAACAGCUACCAUAGGGAGGGACAUUUUUAGUAGCGACAGUCAACUCUGCAUUACCCUUUGUGUUGUUUCUUCACUGCCCGCCCCCCAACUUCCAGCACAUACGGCCCGAGUCUGGUCCUGACCUUUCCGAUGUGGCCCUAGCUUGGGGUCAGGGCGAGUGAGUCAGGUGGCAGAGUGGUCGAGGGGGAACCAGCCGGGUGGGGGUGGGGAGGGCAUCGAGAGACUCCUCAGAUAAUCCGUCCACUCGUAAUUGAGAGUUUGACUGUGAAUUAAUUUUAUGAUGUAAAAGGCCAAUCCAAUUAUGUUUGACUAUUGUAGCAUCUUAAAAAGGAAAAGAUUAAAAUAAAGCCCCCAAAUUAAGA
Hipposideros armiger (great roundleaf bat) is the source of this 2274-nucleotide messenger RNA. It is a transcript of the gene VAPB, whose product is annotated as VAMP associated protein B and C. The coding region runs from base 255 to 986 and encodes 243 amino acids. NCBI's taxonomy places the organism in Eukaryota, Metazoa, Chordata, Mammalia, Chiroptera, Hipposideridae. Gene Ontology annotation, cellular component: plasma membrane; endoplasmic reticulum membrane. The record is from RefSeq and is a predicted model, not a curated record. Gene Ontology annotation, molecular function: FFAT motif binding. The transcript has 6 exons. Gene Ontology annotation, biological process: endoplasmic reticulum membrane organization.